ACAUGUCUAAUAUCCAGGAGGGCAGCUUGAGGCAGUUCCUGCUGGAGGCAGUGCCCAUUCUAGCUCACCAGCACCUAGAGGCAGUGAUCUCCAGCCUCCUCAGCAAACGUCUGCCGAUGGACAGUGACACCACUGAGCUGUGGAGAUCUCUGGGGGGAGACCCCUUGCUUGCCACUCAAGUCCUACAGGUCCUAAUAGAAAAAAUAAAGACAUCAACAAGCCAAGAAGGAAGCGUCACCUCAGAGACUGAAACUGACAGGCAUUUGGCAGUUGCUGAACCUCUCUCAGCAACAUGUGCCAUCUUUGAGGUGGUAUCAGCACUGCAGUCGAGCAAAGCUGUGCAGGAGCUGCUCCCAGAGUUGUUUCCUGUUCUCCUGCAGCAGGUCAGCCGAACUUUAGGCCAAAAGAUGCCUUUGCCAGUGAUCAGCAGUCAGGAGUCAUUCCAAAAAGACCGACAACAUACUGAAGGCAACCCUUGCCGGUUUUCUGUCCAAGCAUUUGAAUCCAUGCUUUCCAAAGUUGGGAAUGUGAGACUGAUGAGAGAACUCAGGGAGCAGGGAACGUGGAUUCUACUUGAAAACCCCCAGACUCACCAUGAGGGAGUGUGUCUGCUGGUGAGAGUUCUGCUAAGAUCUGAACUAGUAACACCUGAGAUCAUCCAGAGCCUCCUCGCCUGGGUGAAUUCCCCGACAGAAAACUACCGAGUCACCAGCACAGCUUUCCUUGCCCAGCUAAUGAGUGAUCCCAUGCUCAGGGAGAAGACGUUCCUUAAGAGUGUCUUACGCGUCUUGGAAGAAAGGUCACAGGAUAGGAACAGCAUUGUCCGUCAGAUGGCUGUAAGAGGCCUGGGAAAUAUAGUCGAUGGGGCGCCUCAGAAGGUGAAAAAGCACAAGAAGUUUCUUCUGGACAUACUGAUCCGGGCCUUACAUGACAUUUUCAGUUCUGAAGUGAUUGGCGAGAGCAUGAAUGCACUGGCCAAAGUCCUGAAGCAACUGAAAGAGAAGGACAUCGGUUCUUCCUUCAGAGACCUCACCCAACAGAUCCGGACCUACUUUGACGAUGAGGAUGAUGCUCUUCGCUCAGUGGCCUUUGUCUUAUUUGGCAUCCUGGCUCAGUUGACAAAGAAAAAAUGGAAGGCCUAUUUCACCGAGCAGGUUCAAAAGAGCUGGGUCACGCUUCUGCUGCACCUGCAAGACCCAAACCCCCAGGUUUCAAUGAAAUGCAGAGCUACAUUUCACCUCUGUUUCCCGUUUUUGGGACUGAAGAGACUCCAACAUGUGAUUAAUAAGCACCUUGAUGACACAGCCAAGCUGAAUGCUACAGAACUCCAGGAGGACAUUUGCAGACACCUUGCCAAAGAGAACUUAGAACUGCUGGAGAACUUAUACAAAACCACUCUCACGUACUUCUACAGCAGCUUGGAAGGGAUCCGGGCAGCUGCCGCCAAGUUAGCUGGCAUCAUCCUGGAACACAUAGACAUGCACCUUAUGAAAUGGCUGUACCGGGGAUAUCUGCUGAUGUAUCUCCAGGUCCUAGAGAAAGAUCCAAGUCCCACUGUCCAGCUGGUGGCAACUGAGAUCAUAAGUGACAUCCGUUCUGGUGGAGUCCUUGAGAAAUGAAGCGGAACGGAGACAAACAGAACAAGGCGCUCCAGUAGUAUAAGGGCCCUACCAUUAAUCAAAUGUUAAUCCCACCCCUUGACCCAAUAAGCCCUGCCCACUGGUCAGCAGAAGACCCACCCCAUGGGGUAUUACUUCUGGGGCCAAGGCGGACACAUGACCAGAAGCAAUAUGUGUCAUGUGACCCCUCUAAGAAUUCCUCUCACUGUCCUCUACCAAUCAGGAUGGGUUUCGCCCCAAUAGGAAUGUCCCGAGAGAAGGUUUGACCAAUCAGGGGGAGCUCCGGGGCGGGUGACCUGUCCGGAAGUGAUUUGUGUGACCCCUCUAAGAACUCCUCCCACCACCGUCUACUGAUCAGGAGGGGUUUCAGCCACUGGGGAUCACCCCAAGAGGAGAUUUGACCAACGGGGGGGAAUUCUGGGGUGGGGUGACCCAUCCGGAAGUGCUUCAUGUGACCCCUCUAAGAACUCCUCCCACCACCCUUUACCAGUUGUGAUGGGUUUCAGCUGCAGAGGUCUGCCCCAAGAGGAGAGUUGACCAAAAUAGGGUAGGUUCUCGGAAGGAGUGAACCGCCCAGAAGAGGGUCAUGUGACCCCUCUAAGAACUCUUUCCAAUGUCCUCUGCCAGUCAGAGUGCAGCACAAUCACCCCAUAAAUCCCAGCGCUGGGCAGAGGAGGCCAUCUCUUACCAAGGAGACAUGUUUUAUGAAUUAUGGAAAGGCUGAGAGGAGACAUGGACUCCUUUACCACCCCCCUGAG
This is a messenger RNA of Gopherus flavomarginatus (Mexican gopher tortoise), 2377 nucleotides long. Its product is annotated as maestro heat-like repeat-containing protein family member 2B. NCBI's taxonomy places the organism in Eukaryota, Metazoa, Chordata, Testudines, Testudinidae. Gene Ontology annotation, cellular component: cytoplasm. The record is from RefSeq and is a predicted model, not a curated record. The transcript has 12 exons. Bases 3 to 1619 code for a protein of 538 amino acids.